Molecule: messenger RNA, 1638 nt
Organism: Balaenoptera musculus (blue whale)
Lineage: Eukaryota; Metazoa; Chordata; Mammalia; Artiodactyla; Balaenopteridae
Gene: PSMD13
Product: proteasome 26S subunit, non-ATPase 13
Exons: 13
Coding region: 99-1229 (376 amino acids)
Biological process (GO): ubiquitin-dependent protein catabolic process
Cellular component (GO): cytosol; nucleus; proteasome regulatory particle, lid subcomplex
Molecular function (GO): structural molecule activity
Source: RefSeq, a predicted model, not a curated record
CGCGACGCGGCGCCGGAAGUGAGUGAGCACUUCUGGCAGCCCUACCCCGCGGCCCGGCCGUCUCCGCAGUACCGCUGUCCCGGGGUCUUCCUCCCGUCAUGAAGGACGUACCCGGCUUCUUACAGCAGAGCCAGAGCUCCGGGCCCGGCCAGGCCGCCGUGUGGCACCGUCUGGAGGAGCUCUACACGAAGAAGUUGUGGCAUCAGCUGACACUUCAGGUGCUUGAUUUUGUGCAGGACCCAUGCUUUGCCCAAGGAGAUGGUCUCAUUAAGCUUUAUGAAAACUUCAUCAGUGAAUUUGAACACAGGGUGAAUCCUUUGUCCCUGGUAGAAAUCAUUCUUCAUGUAGUUAGACAGAUGACUGAUCCUAAUGUGGCUCUUACUUUUCUGGAAAAGACUCGUGAGAAGGUGAAAAGUAGCGAUGAGGCAGUGAUCCUGUGUAAAACCGCAAUUGGAGCUCUAAAAUUAAAUAUCGGGGACCUACAAGUUACAAAGGAAACAAUUGAAGAUGUUGAAGAAAUGCUCAAUAACCUCCCUGGGGUGACAUCUGUUCACAGUCGUUUCUACGACCUCUCCAGUAAAUACUAUCAAACAAUCGGAAACCACGCAUCCUACUACAAAGAUGCGCUGCGGUUUCUGGGCUGUGUUGACAUCAAGGAUCUGCCAGUGUCUGAGCAGCAGGAGAGAGCUUUCACGCUGGGCCUGGCGGGACUCCUUGGCGAGGGGGUCUUCAACUUCGGAGAGCUGCUCAUGCACCCCGUGCUGGAGUCGCUGAGGAACACUGACCGGCAGUGGCUGAUUGACACCCUCUAUGCCUUUAACAGCGGCAACGUAGAGCGAUUCCAGACUCUGAAGACCGCCUGGGGCCAGCAGCCUGACUUAGCAGCCAGCGAGGCCCCGCUUCUGAGGAAAAUCCAGUUGCUGUGUCUCAUGGAGAUGACUUUCACACGACCUGCCAAUCAUAGACAACUCACUUUUGAAGAAAUUGCCAAGAGUGCGAAAAUCACCGUGAAUGAGGUGGAGCUGCUGGUGAUGAAGGCCCUCUCGGUGGGGCUGGUGAGAGGCAGUAUUGACGAGGUGGAUAAGCGCGUUCACAUGACCUGGGUGCAGCCCCGCGUGCUGGAUUUGCAGCAGAUCAAGGGGAUGAAGGACCGCCUGGAGUUCUGGUGCACUGACGUGAAGAGCAUGGAGAUGCUGGUGGAGCAUCAGGCCCACGACAUCCUCACCUAGUCUCCCCUGCCCUGCGCUGCCCUGUCUGUGGGGAGGUGUUUCACGGCUGGUAAAACUGGCAGCUGAGAAGACCUGCGUUUAAUUGUGGGGGGUGGGGGGUGGGAUUCAGUUUGGAGUAGGGACUGUUGUUCGUGCUGUGAAGACUGUCACAGAGGACUGUCAUCGAUGGGGGCGCCCAGCCACAGGCAGGCGCCUCCUUUGUGGGUGUCUCCGUAGCCUGCAGUGGGGAGGAGCCGCCGGGCUCAGUGACGAGGUAGCAGGAGUGUGGGCCCCCCGCCCCCGGAGUCAGAAGGGGCAGCCCUAGUGUGCAGGGGGCCCACUCCAGGGUUGGCCUCCAUUACAUCACCUGUGUGAACGUGUUUUCCAACUUGGUUUGAGAAUGUUUCUAUAACUAAUGCCUUGCUCUGUC